AUGGUACCAGAACCAAACAGUCACCACCAGCAAGAGAAAUCAACCCAGCACCGCCUGAAUGUGGGCAAGUUCAUAAAGCAGGAGGUCAAUUUCAUGGACCUUACCAAGCUCCGCCCAGAAACGCCCCUCAAAAGUCCCAGUUUUCAGGGAGCUUAUUCAGCGAUUCCAACAGAGUUGCAUUCCAUCGUGGAGACACUGAUAAAGACCACCAACUCUUCCUUAUUUCAGCGCCGCACAGUCAAAGAGCUGCUUUGGGGAUACACAGAUCCCAUACUAAGAGGAGAUGUGGGCUUCUUCUUAGAUUACAAUAACACAUACGAUGGCCCUUUCGAUGUCUUCACUGGGAAAGAUGACAUCGCAAACGUGGGAAAGAUCGACAAGUGGAAAGAAAGCAAGAGCUUAAGUUUCUGGAAUGAUGAAUACUGUGAUAUGCUUAAUGGGACAGAUGCUUCCUCCUUCCCUCCCUUUGUGAACAAGAAGGAUCCGCUCUUUUUCUUCUCCUCAGACAUCUGCAGGUCUGUGUCAGCCAGCUAUGAGAGGACUAUGAAUCUGAAAGGAAUCGAUGUGUACCGAUUCUCACUUCACGCAUUGACUCUGGCCUCCCCUGAGGUCAAUCCAGACAACAAAUGCUUCUGCUCAAACAUGAAGACCACCAAAAAUUGCACACUGGCCGGCGUGCUGGAUAUCAGUGCCUGUCAGCAAGGGAGGCCUAUUUAUAUCUCACUGCCCCACUUCCUGCAUGGCAGUCCAUCACUGCGGACCGAUGUGCUUGGCUUAAACCCCCAUGAAGAGCAUCACAAAACCUUUCUGGAUGUUGAACCUACCUCUGGGUUUACUCUGAACUUUGCCAAGAGAAUUCAAGUGAACAUGAUGUACGGACCAUCAAAAGUCAUCACGGUGCUCAAGAAAGUAAAGGACUACACCCUGUUCCCUCUUGUUUGGCUAAACGAGACAGCGACGCUGGAUGAUGAAACGGCAGAGAUGUUCAAGAAGGAGCUCAUUUCUCGUAUCCAGAUGCUGGAGAUCAUACAGCAGGUGCUCCUGGGUGUCGGUAUUGGCGUCUUCCUCCUGUGUCUUCUUGGUUUCUUUAUUGUGCGGAGGAGCCAUAACAAAAAGGAGCUUGCGUAGUAAAUCGCAGGCUCACCAGUUUGUUGCGCAUAUAACCACAGUGCAUUCAAACCGCCAGGCGACAUCAACCCUUUUUGAUAUAGACUUGCAAUUUUUUUGCAAUCAUGUCUUAUUUAUAAUGUCAGAUCUCCUUUUAUUUGAAAAAGGGAGGAAUACUGUGAUUUUUUUAACCGCUCAGGAGAGCUGAAUUUCUUUGCCAAUUCUUGUUUUGAUUUGAAACACUGUAACAUGAACUGAAUCAGGGAUUUCUUGAGGGAGAAUUAGAAACCCCCCUCAGCUGUCAGGUAAACCCUUUAUGUCUCCAGGCAGAGAGAAAUGGGUUUAUUUGACGCCCUAUGACUGAAAGGUAGAAGCGUAAAUGUGCAUAUAGUUUGCUAAACUAGUGUGUUCAAAAUGAAUAAAAGUCAGAAACAACGUUUUCAUGACUUGUCUUGUGUUUUAUUUAAUGCAGUCGUGACUAUAAUUGGUAAGGGCUGAUAAAGAUCAUGAGAUCAUUAGUUGGUUUUAUUGAUUUGAAAUGCCCUUUAGUCAGUUGUUCACCUGAAAUUCAAGUUAUACACUAAUAAAACGUCACGUUGAGGUUGCAUGUUUUGAUUAAGACCAAACAGAAGUUAUGAUAUGGGGGAAUUAUUUUUUUGCCAUAAUUUGAGAGCACACAUUUUCAGUCUUGGAAAAUGCUCUUGGAUUAUGGCAGAAAAAUUUCCCCAUAUCUGUGUGGCUACUAUCGAUUGUAGCAACUAGAGAAACAAUGACCUCAGCUUUCCAUCCAUCCAUCCAUCCAUCCAUCCAUCCAUCCAUCCAUCUCUAUAAACUUAUCCAUCAUGGAUAGGUAGAUAGGUUGCCACAGGCACACUCACUAGAAGGAAACAAACGCACCAGUAUAACGCUUUCAUUCUAUUGGCUUAGAGGUUGCCAGGCAGUCAAGCUCCAAGCAGGUGGUUCAGCCAAUCAGUGCCAAGGAAAAUAAAUGACACUCCUACAUUGGCAGCCGGUUGAGUCAAGUAGUAUUGCACCAAUUUUAGUUUCCCAAACUACACUUUCUUUUGAAUAUUUUCAGAUUUAUUUUAGUUACAUUUGGAGUUACAUUUCAGAGACAUUUGUGAUUACUGAGCCUCAAAUAGCCCACGGUCCAGUGUCUGAAAAAUACAGCUGAAACAAAAUAAUGACUUAUAAAGUGACAUAAUUUUGUUCGUUUUGUGUUCUGAUGUCUUCAGUAGAAAUGCAGCUCUUAAAAGAUUGAAAAUCUUGUAAAAUAAAUCGAUUUAUUUUAAAUUUUUCACUGACAAAUCAGUUUCUUGAAACCAGAACCUCUCAAGCUGAUUUUAAAGCAAUGUUUUUAAGACAUUACAUCGAAAGAGGCAUUCAUGUGCGUUUAGGAAAUUAAGUAUUAAUUUUACUUAGGUGAUGGACGGACGGCGUCUUUGUAAUCUACAUUUUAAGCUAAUAUAAGCGAUUAGCUGUUUGCGUUUCUAUAAAGCUGAGCUUCACUUGAACAGAUUUAUUCAGGCUACAACAUUAAUAAAUACAAAUACAUAGAAUUCAUGACAAUAAAAUUAUGCAGAGUUGAAAUGAAAAAGUCUGACAUGUAAAGCAGAGACUGAAUGAGGGAACAUGCAUGCUGCUUUGAAAUCUUCUGAAAUCGCAGAUGCGGUCAUAGCUGGUAAAUAACACCAAAGUUAUGUACAAAAUAACAAAACAAUUUUGACCAAACUUGUCAAGAAUAUUAAUUUAAAAUAUUAAAGACACAUAAAAUACUUUGUACAAAAGCAAUAUUUUCUAUCUACAUCAUCUAUAGGUUGAAAAAAAAA
Poecilia reticulata (guppy) is the source of this 2936-nucleotide messenger RNA. NCBI's taxonomy places the organism in Eukaryota, Metazoa, Chordata, Actinopteri, Cyprinodontiformes, Poeciliidae. The record is from RefSeq and is a predicted model, not a curated record.